This is a messenger RNA of Myotis myotis, 1606 nucleotides long. RefSeq names its product coiled-coil domain containing 106 (gene CCDC106). The transcript has 6 exons. NCBI's taxonomy places the organism in Eukaryota, Metazoa, Chordata, Mammalia, Chiroptera, Vespertilionidae. The record is from RefSeq and is a predicted model, not a curated record. The coding region runs from base 359 to 1180 and encodes 273 amino acids. Gene Ontology annotation, cellular component: nucleoplasm.
GAACGGGAGGAGGAGAGGCGGGCGGAGCUGCCGCGGGCGCGGGAUGAGCCCCCGCUUCUCCAGGAACCUUUCUGGGCCGCUGCGCGGUGCCGGGCGCAGUGCGGGGCCGCGUCGCUUCCCCCGACCCGGUUUUGAGCGGAAGAACGAACAAGCCAGCCGCGCCCGCUCCGCAGCGGGCAGAGAGCCUCCCGGGGCCUGACCUCCGGUGGCGCUAACGGCUAACGGAGCCGACCUGCAUCUCGAGCCCCGACGGUGGCUGCGCGCGGGGCGGGGCGUUUGCGCGUGACGUCACUGCAUCCUGCCCACUUUACAGUGUCUCUGAGGUGCUCGGCGGCCCGGGUCCGCGGGAGGCCGCGCCAUGAGCGACCGCAGCAGCCGGAGGAGGACGCUGAAGAAGGACGAUGAGGCCUUCGAGAUCUCCAUCCCCUUGGAGGGGACGCCCCACCUGGACCCGCAGCUCUUCUACAGCCUGAGCCCCUCCCGGGGGAGCUUCGAGGAGCCUCCAGAGGCGGCGUCCCCCACCGCGGCCCUGAUGAGCGGCGUCAGGGCCCAGCUGCACAUGGCCCUGGAGAGGAACUCCUGGCUGCAGAAGCGCAUCGAGGACCUGGAGGAGGAGAGGGACUUCCUGCGCUGCCAGCUGGACAAGUUCAUCUCCUCUGCGCGCAUGGACGCAGAGGACCACUGCCGGGUGAAGCCGGGGCCCAGGCGGGCUGAGGGCGAGGCCUCGGACCCGGAGUCGGCCGCCUCCUCGCUCAGCGGAGUGUCCGAGGAAGGCAGCAACCCCGAGAGGCGGCGGCAGAAGCAGAAGGGAGGUGCCGGCCGCAGGCGCUUCGGGAAGCCCAAGGCCCGGGAGAGGCAGCGGGUGAAGGACGCGGACGGCGUCCUCUGCCGCUACAAGAAGAUCCUGGGCACCUUCCAGAAGCUCAAGAGCAUGUCGCGGGCCUUCGAGCACCACCGCGUGGACCGCAACACCGUGGCGCUGACCACGCCCAUCGCCGAGCUGCUCAUCGUGGCGCCCGAGAAGCUGGCCGAGGUGGGCGAGUUCGACCCGUCCAAGGAGCGGCUGCUCGAGUACUCGCGCCGCUGCUUCCUGGCCCUGGACGACGAGACGCUCAAGAAGGUGCAGGCCCUCAAGAAGAGCAAGCUGCUGCUGCCCAUCACCUACCGCUUCAAGCGGUGAUCGGCCCCGGGCCCCCCGACACCCCGCCCCGCCCGUGCAUGGGCGGGGCACCCCUCGCCGGGCCUGGGGUGGGCAGCGUGCUUCUGCGUGUGCCUCCCCCGCCCCCCCUCGCAGACCCCCACUCGCACCCCAGGCCCCUGGUACCGAGCCCUGCCCUCCUUGCUUUCACCAUGCCCAGCAUCCUUCCCCUUCCCAGGCCUGGGGUGUCUCCUCCCUCAGCCGGGCUCACGGGGGCGAUCCUGCUCGUUCCUCCCGCCCUCACCGGGCCCUCCCUCCGGGAAAAGGGCGCGGACACUGUACAGAACUCGGUCUCCGCCCCAGCCCCGACCGAGGACCCGCAUUCCGGGCCACCCCCUAGUCCACACGAGACAGAGAAUUAAUUAUUCAGAGAAUUUAAAUUAAAGAGACGAUAAAAUUUGGAAUAAA